AUGGACUUGGUUGAUGUGAGAGUUGAGAGAUAUCAACACCUGAGAGGACUUGCAUUUGCAGAAUCAUAUCCGCUCGAUGGAGAAAUUGAUGUCUUGAUUGGAGCCGACUAUUAUUACCUACUGGUAGACGGAACUGUUAGGAAGGGACCCCCAGGAACACCUACUGCAGUUAAAACCAGCCUUGGAUGGGUACUUUGUGGUCCCGCUGGUUCCCAGGAGAAAGCGCUAGUUACUACGUCAAUGUUUGUCGCCACCAAAAGGGAGAAUGUUGCAUUCGAGCUUCAACGGUUUUGGGAGUUGGAAUCUAUUGGUAUUGUGAAUGACCAAUGCGUGAAAAUGUCUGUUGAAGAUAGGGAUGCCAUAAAGACGUUUGAGGACUGCCUGUCUUUUGAUGGAGAACGUUAUACGGUUGGGAUACCGUGGAAAGAGAAUUGUCCAGAACUGAAGGAUAAUUACAGCCAGGCGCUGCGGAGAUUGGAGUCAGUCGAAAGAAGAUUAAAAGUUGGCAAUCAAAGCAGUUUGAACUACAAGGAAGCGAUAGAGCAGUAUGAAAACAUGGGUUUUUCGGAAAAGGUCAAGAGUGACGCUGAUCCGGCCAAGACUGUCUACUACCUUCCUCAUCAUGCAGUAGUAAGAGAGGAUAAAACUACAACCAAGACAGGAAUCGUAUUCGAUGCAUCGGCACGUGAUAAGCAUGGCGUGUCAUUGAACGAUUGCCUACACCAAGGUCCCGCCUUACAGCCAAACCAAUACGGCGACGUGAAGAAGAUGUUUCUUCAAAUCAAGAUUAGAGAGGAGGAUCGUGAAUGGGAACAUCGAUACCUAUGGAGAGAUGGGAACUCAGACCGGCCUCCAGAGAUCUACAGAAUGAACCGAGUCACAUUUGGGGUAAAUGCGAGUCCAUUUCUUGCCAUAGCGACCGUGAAGCAUCACACUCGAAGGCUUGAGAAGGUUUACCCGCAAGCGGCAAGAGAGAUCCAAGAUAAUAUGAAUGUUGACGACUGCCUGUCGGGAGCAGCUGGAGCCCCACAAGCUUUAGACCUGAAGACAGAUCUAAAGGAUUUGAUGAGAGAUGGUGGUUUUGAUUUGACCAAGUGGGCUAGUAACUACAAAGAAGUUACGGAACAAAUAGAACCUCAGGAUAGAGCUCCAUCCGAUGUGAUUGACAUGAGCACGGGUGAGUCACUAAAGACACUAGGAAUUGCAUGGACUACGUCAGAUGACACCUUUCGCUUCCCAACGGUGAAGAAUUUGAUUGACUUGGAGGAUCCUGAAACAAAACGGAGUCUCUUAAGUAUCGCAUCAAAAAUAUUUGGUCCCAUGGGAAUGCUAUCACCUUAUGUCAUCAGAGCAAAGUUGCUUUUCCAAGAGUUAUGGCAGAAGGGUUUAGGCUGGGAUGAUACAUUGGAUGAGACAACAGCACAGAAAUGGUGCAUAUGGAAAGGAGAGCUGAAGGAGUUGGAUCAAUUGGAGAUUCCCCGAUGUUUACCCCUGGGACUAGGAGAAAUCUCAAGCAUUGAACUUCAUGGAUUUGGAGACGCAUCAGAGAAGGCGUACGGAGCAGCGGUAUACAUCAGAGUGGUAGACCAGAAUGGGUAUACCGCAACAAGAUUGGUGAUGUCAAAGUCAAAAGUAGCGCCAGUGAAGAAAGUGUCACUACCUAGACUUGAACUUCUAGCAGCUGUAGUAAAUACAAGAUUAGUUAAGUUCGUCAAGGAGUCACUAUCAAGAAACAUAGACAGAGUUACAAUGUGGACAGACAGUACAGUAACACUUGCUUGGAUACGCAAGCCUAGGCAUGUCUGGAAGACGUUUGUAGCUAAUAGAGUGGAGGAAAUCCAAACGACUUGGGAACCUGAGUUAUGGAGACACUGUCCAGGAGAAGAUAAUCCUAGCGAUUUGUUGACUCGUGGAUUGCCAGCAGAAGACUUAUUCAAUCGUGAGGAAUGGUGGAGUGGACCUCAGUGGUUACCAUUGUCGACAGAUAUGUGGCCCAAGGGAAAGUUGUCAGAUGAGUCGAGUGAAGAUCUAGAGGAGAAGAAGACAACAACCAGGUCCAAUGUGGCCAUCGUUGAGGAGCCUCCCAAGGAUGCGCCAAUAGAUGCUAGCAGAUAUGGUUCAUGGAACAAGCUUACCCGAGUGACAGCGAGAGUCUUUUGGGUCAUACAAAAGUGGAGGGGGAGAAUCCAGGAUGAUGAAAAUACAGCUGGAAAGAUACCAACACUCAACGUUGAAGAUAUCACAAAGGCAGAGUUCUACUGGUAUCGCCACAUUCAGAGGAGCACAUAUAAAGACGAAAUCCAGACAUUGGAGAACAGAGGUGUUCUUAGGAAGAGUCGCAUCCUUAAAUUUGAUCCCAAAUUUGACGAAGUCAACAAAGUGCUCAGAGUAGGCGGCAGGUUACAGAACUCGGAGUUGAAAGAGGAGACCAAGCACCAAGUGAUACUUCCGCACAACCAUCCAAUCGUGGACAAAAUAGUCAUGGACAUGCAUGAGGAGUGCAUGCAUGCAGGAUCGGAAACAGUUGUAACCAACUUGAGAAGCAAGAUUUGGGUAACUCAGGUCAGGAGGGAUGUCAAGAGGAUUCUAAACAAAUGUCUUAUCUGUGAAGUACAAAGAGCAUGUCCAUCCAAACAGAAGAUGGCGCCGCUUCCUUCAGAUAGAGUAUCUUUUUCGCCUGCCUUCUCAGUGGUUGAUGUAGAUUUUGCUGGGCCGUUGUACGUACUCGAGGUACGUGGAAAAGACAAGCCGGAGAAGGUGUAUAUUUGCCUCUUCACCUGUGCGACGUCGAGGAUGGUACAUCUAGAGUUGACUCAUCGACUAACAACAGACGAGUUUCUUCAGGCAUUUAGGAGAAUGGUUAACCGCCGAGGGAUCUGCAACACAAUGUGGUCUGAUAAUGCGCGAACAUUCAAGUCUGCAGGAUCUUUCAUCAAAAAGGUCUUCGUUAGGGCAAAUAGCAUCAAAGAAACAGAUUUGGAUACAGAUGCUUUGACUACGCAGUUAGCUGCCAAGGGGAUAGAAUGGAAAAUUAUCGUUGAGCGAGCUCCAUGGCGAGGUGGCUGGUGGGAGCGGUUAGUUCGGUCAGUCAAGGAGUCAUUGAGGAGAGUGUUAGGAAAGGCACUUCUUAAAUAA
Messenger RNA from Lineus longissimus, 3135 nucleotides. RefSeq lists its product as uncharacterized. Bases 1 to 3135 code for a protein of 1044 amino acids. Lineage: Eukaryota; Metazoa; Nemertea; Pilidiophora; Heteronemertea; Lineidae. The record is from RefSeq and is a predicted model, not a curated record. The transcript has a single exon. Gene Ontology annotation, molecular function: nucleic acid binding. Gene Ontology annotation, biological process: DNA integration.